ACUCAUUCAAAUCAUGCCUAACAUUCUAGCCAUCUUUGGCGCUACCGGCCAACAGGGAGGUUCAAUUGUGGACUAUGUCUUGAACGACCCUGAGCUCUCUCAACAAUACCAAAUCCGCGCCAUAACCCGAGAUGUUAAUUCGGGGAAGGCUAAAAAGUUACAAGACAAAGUCGAAGUGGUACAUGGCGACGUAGCCAACCGAUCAUCCCUCGAGACAGCAUUGACUGGUGUGCACACCGUGUUCAUCAUGACAGCGCCACUCCUCAGUCCUGACGUUGAGUACGACACUGUGAAGACCAUCGCCGAUGUCGCCCUCGAAAAAGAUGCCAAAUACAUCAUUUUCAGCACCUUACCGUCUGUGCACGAGCUAUCGGGUGGCAAGUAUACGAAGCUUACCCUCUUCGAUAUCAAGGCAAAAGCCGAGCAGUACAUCCGAAAACUUCCUAUCAAGAGUGCUUUCUGCUCGCUCGGGUCUUUUAUGGAGAACUUCGAGACAGCUUCUUUCUUAACUCCGCGGAAGGAGGAAGAUGGCACUUGGGCCGUGGCCCUUCACGUUUCCCCGAAUAUCCAAUGGCCUUUAGUGAAUGCAGUCUCGGAUACGGGAAAGUUUGUCGGCGCGAUUCUGGCUGAGCCUACAAAAUUUGAAGGCAAAACAUUGUGCGGCGCUACGAAGAUGUACAGCUUGAGCGAAAUGCUCUCCAUCAUGUCCAAGGCUACUGGGAAGGACAUAAGCCACAAGCGUAUCUCGCCCGAGGAGUUCAGGAAAAGGAUGAAUCUGCCAGAUGCCAUGGUUGAUAUGUUCAUGGAAAUGCUCGGCUUCCUGGAUGAGCCCGGUUAUUUUGGUCCCGAGGGCGAGAAGUUGGUUACUUGGGCUGCGAACAAUGCUCGCGGCAAACUUACCACUUUUGAGGAGUACUUGGAGGCUCACCCUCUUCGACUUGAAUGA
Periconia digitata is the source of this 946-nucleotide messenger RNA. Lineage: Eukaryota; Fungi; Ascomycota; Dothideomycetes; Pleosporales; Periconiaceae. The record is from the annotation of a GenBank genome assembly.